AUGUCUUCUCUAUCGAGAAACCAGGCUUGGAUCUCGAGAUCUCAGAAUAAUUCACUGGUCAAUUUGAUGAAAGCCGCGCGGCCAGAAUGCGUCGACUCCGAGGCGAAGAAGCCCGGCUCUUUUGGAGAUGUACGAAACGCCUCAGAUUCCUUCACGCUGCCGGGCGUGGAGCAGCAAGGCCUUCAGAACUGUUUGAAAAGGCUUUUCUGGUCGGCUGUACCAACAUCGAGUGCCAGUCAGAAAUAUACUCCUGCUGGGGCGUCGACCUCGGCGUCUUCGACCGGCGCCACAUUACAGUCUGCUGCUAGCCGCUUGCCUCCCUUUCCCAAUACUCAACUACCUCCAAAUGUAAGCGGCGUUGGCUCCAGUCCGUCUCCAACUCCGGCUGCUACCGCCCAGCAAGCACCCUCGAUGUUUCGCUUCUGGGUUUUGCUAGGGGUCGAAGGUUCACGCCACUCCGUCCGAAUCAAUCACAUUGCCAUCGAUCAUAAUACAAACGACGGUAGCUUCUAUCGUUCGCUGAAGGAAUGCUAUAGGAGAAGUAGAGGACCAAUGUGUUAUUGGCUUUCGAUGUGGAGGCUACACUAUUGCAAUGUGGUGAAGUUCAAGCGGGUUGCACCCCGAUGGGUCAUCACAGAACGUAAAGACUUGCCAACGAGUCUGGAGUACAAAUACGCACCACGACCUCCACACGCCGAAAAUCCUCCCAUACCCCAACACGAAUUUGAUAUGCAUCUUCAUGCAUGCGUCCAGCCAUGCAUCUGGUCUAGGUUCCAUGACUGUAUGCCGGAACUCAACACCACUAUUGUCCUGGAAAGUAUACCCAAGAAAGUCAGUCAAUUCGACGUCGACUCCGACCAGGUGGUAGAUGCUUAUGCAUGGGGACUUGAGGCAAAGUACGCUGUAUCUGCCAUGUAUGUGGCUAUCUACCAUCUCAUUAUAUUUGCGUUCCCUUUUGGGUUCUGGGCAUGGUGGCUGCAUGGGCAUCCCAACGAUCUCCAAGGAGCUUCCGUUCCCGCCACCAUCGCCCUUGGGCUCCUCUCUCUCUUUUGGAGCACCAACGGUAUUCUGACUGAGGGACGUCACGCCCGCUAAUGUCAGUUCUCGAGGUAUUCUCCAAUUUCUGGAGACGGGGAAAGGGGGUCAGCAUCCUAAGGUAGUCGCAACACCUGCCCACUGGAACUCAGCGUUGUGGCCGGGUUUGAAACUCGACUGCUCUUUGCCAUAAGUAGUUGAAGCAGGAUCGUAUUGGUAACAUUGAG
Lindgomyces ingoldianus is the source of this 1262-nucleotide messenger RNA. RefSeq lists its product as uncharacterized. The transcript is spliced from 4 exons. The coding region runs from base 1 to 1095 and encodes 364 amino acids. The record is from RefSeq and is a predicted model, not a curated record. NCBI's taxonomy places the organism in Eukaryota, Fungi, Ascomycota, Dothideomycetes, Pleosporales, Lindgomycetaceae.